Molecule: messenger RNA, 2868 nt
Organism: Actinia tenebrosa (Australian red waratah sea anemone)
Lineage: Eukaryota; Metazoa; Cnidaria; Anthozoa; Actiniaria; Actiniidae
Product: ubiquitin thioesterase ZRANB1
Biological process (GO): cell migration; cytoskeleton organization; protein K33-linked deubiquitination
Cellular component (GO): nucleus; cytoplasm
Molecular function (GO): cysteine-type deubiquitinase activity; K63-linked polyubiquitin modification-dependent protein binding
Source: RefSeq, a predicted model, not a curated record
UUCGCUUUCAAAACAACAUGGCGACCGAAGUGUUUUGAAUGGAUUACAGAUUUCGUAUUGUCAUAUUUCCUCGUUAAAAUACACAUGUAUAUCGCUACUAAAGAUUCUGGAACAUAACUAAUACAUCCAUGAAAGUGAAAGGAUAUUUAGGAUACAAGUUGGGCCAAGAAUUAGGGCAGGAGAGAGUUUUUUUACGUCGGAAUUAUCGGAGAACGUCGAAGGCGAAUAAACCAAGCAAGAAAAGCUGUGAACGGCAUUGCUGGAGCUUCACAUCUCAUACCCGCGCAAACUUUGGGUAUAGAUAACGUCUACUUUAUUAUUUAGGACUUUCUUUAUUGUUAAACUAAAUAUUUAGAAAUGCCAAAAAAUGAGCAAAACCUCAAAUGGCCCUGUGAAUAUUGCACAUACGAAAACUGGCCAUCAGCCAUGAAAUGUGCUCUUUGUUUAGCCAAACGACCUGCACAUGUGAUCUGUCCUCAACCGAACAGAUCUGGUGGAAUUGUCCAAGAUAUCUAUCAAGCUGCUGAUAACGAAAGAGUUAAUGCUAGGAAUAGCCGUACUCCAAGUAACGCAGACAAAACCUCACCGAGAUACAAACAUAGUGAUCAAGAAAUUGUAAAAUGGAAAUGUUCUGCUUGUACGUUUGACAACUGGCCGAGUUCUCUCCACUGCGCUAUGUGUCAAUCAGCUAUUUCUAAAUAUCACAAAAAUGCUAUUCAACCUGAAGCUUCGAACAGUAAAGAUGAAAGARCGAGAGCAGUUUCUCCUAAGACAAGCCGUUCGGGAUCGAAGGUAGAUUUGAAAUCUUUAAACAAUGAUAAAAACAAAGCCCAACAUAAAGCACUAAUGAAGUGGGAAUGCCCGAAAUGUACCUAUCAAAACUGGCCGAAAACCACUCGUUGUGUCAUUUGUCAUACUAUGAAAGCACUAAUCAAAACCAAAUCUGAUGAGACUUGUAUUUCCAAAAACAAUAAUGGAGUAUCUUCUAGACGUAGGUCUCCCACAUCAUCAGUUAGUGAUAUGUCCCUAGCUCUUCAGCCAGCUAAUCAAGAUGUGGGAAAGAUUAUAUAUGAUAUUCCUGCCAAUGAAGAUGUCAAUGACAAUGAGGAAGUGUUGCAAAUUCGAAACAGGCUGACUGAUAAGGAUUGGAUGUGGUUGAGUGCCUGUAUUGGGAUAGUUGAAGGGGAUGCAACAUCAGUAGAGACAUACUUGAAUUCAGGGAAUGACCGUACUAGGCAGCUAACAAGGGAGGAGUGCCUUGUCUUGAACAGACCUGAARCAUUUGAAGUGGGAUACACUUUAGUACACUUGGCUAUUAAAUUCAAGAGGGAAGAGCUACUUGCAUAUCUCCUGGUAUCUGAAGUUGGUAAUCACCGUUUACACUGUGUACCAUGCUUAGUAAGUCCAGAGCUAGCAGCAGAUGUAAGGAAAGAUAUAGCACAUACCUUGAGACAGAGAAAAGGAGAUUGGCCUUGUUAUUUCUUUACUGAGCAAGUGACUUUUGUACUACCAGCAGAAAUUCAAGAAUUUCCAGCUCGUUUACAAAGACAGCUUUUUGAAGACUUACUUGACAAAGAUGUCCAGAGAGUACUGGAAGUUGAAUCCCCAAUCAUUAACUGGAGUGAAGAGAUUUCAGUACACCUAAGUAGCAGAAUUUAUCCAUUGUGGAACCGUUCAGCUGGUGACUGUCUACUUGACUCUGUGCUUCAAGCAACGUAUGGCAUGUUUGACAAGGACAAUACUCUAAGAAAAGCUCUGUUUGAAAGUCUAAGUGAAGGGGCCAUCAGAUUCUUUCCUCGUUACAAGGAAUGGGAAUCAAUACAAGCAGAGACACUACAGUACACCCUAGAUGAAGACCAAUGGGAACAAGAUUGGGCAUCAAUACUUAGCUUAGCUAGUCAACCUGGAACAUCUCUUGAACAAACGCAUGUAUUUGCACUGGCUCAUAUCCUACGCCGACCAAUCAUCAUCUACGGUGUCAAGUAUGUCAAGAGUUUCAGAGGAGAAACUCUUGGUUUGGCUAGAUUCCAAGGUGUUUAUCUUCCAUUGUUAUGGGGAAAAAGUUUCUGUUGGAAGAACCCUGUUGCCCUUGGUUACACAAGGGGUCAUUUCUCAGCACUGGUUGCUAUGGAAGUGGAUACUGACAAAACCAAUGAUAUUGGUGCUCAUGCUCAUGUAGAGAGUAAUGACAAUGUUCAUAUAACAUACCUGCCACUGGUUGAUCAUGAGGGUCGUCUAUUGCCUGUCCACUUUCUUUCUGCAGCACAGAUUGGCAGUGAGGAGUAUCUUUUACGUGACUGGUUAGACUGCUGUACAACUGAUAGUGGUAUUUUGGUAGCACAACAACGACUUACACCAAGACCAGCUCUUGUCAACCAAAUGAUUGAUGACUGGAUCGACAGAUAUAGGAAACAGAAGAAAUAAAGAAGCAAUGGUAUUCUACUCCCUCGUCAGACUGUAAAAUAAUACACAUAACAUCUACAGUUUGCUAUUGUGUUUUGCUAGGUUUAUGUGAAGUUCAUUAUCAAUGGGUUUGCCAAGCAAUAGUGAUGUUAACAUGUUAAUGUUAGCAAUAUGACAUAUAGGUAUUAAGGUUAAAAUUUAUUCAUUAAUGUUGUCUUAUAAUUAGCAAAUCUAUGACAUAUUCUAUUCUAUUGGGAGGACUAAUUCUUAUUCAUUACUGUUCACUUUUACCACACAAGUUUUAGUUUAAUGUCUGGUUCAAAUACGUCAACUACCAACACUUGGCCUUGAAGAUAAAAAAAGCACGUUUGUAUCAUAUAUUUCUGUGUAUAGGCACUUAUAGCAAUAUUAUUAAGUUAAGCAAAAAUGAAAAUCGAUAAGCAAAUAAAUAUAUCAUUAAAAGAA